AUGGCUUCGGUCCUCGGAAAACGCAAGGCGCCCUCCUCAUCCGUUUCCAAGACGAGCAAGCCGAUUGCGACGGCGUCAAAGAAGACUGCUGCUUCACCAGCACUGAAGAAGAAGAAGAGCACCGAGGGCAUCGAGAGACCCACCGCCGCCGUGACGAAGAAGACCUCGGCCCUACAGACGAAAGCGAAAAAGGGUAAAAAGGCACCACGGGUCGAAGAGGAGGAACAGGAAGAAGAGGAGGACACGUCCAUGUUGGAUGCGCAAGAGAUUUUUAGGCGGCACUUUGAGGCUCAGUUCAAACCGGUCGAGGCCGCGGGGGCACCGAAGCGGAAGAAGAGCAGCAAGGCUAAGGCUGGUCCCGGGGGAGACGAGGAUGAUGACGAGCACAGUGGAAGCGCAAGCGGGAGCGGAAGUGACGAGGAGGCGGUUGACGGCGGGGAAGACGUCUUUGAGGACGAGGGUGCCGACGGAGAGGAGGGAGAGGGGGAGGAGUGGAGUGGUCUUUCUGGCGACGAAGAAGGCGAAUACGAUGACGACAGUGACAUUCCCUACGACGACGUCGAAGAGAACCCCGUCAUCGAGGUCGUGGACCACACGAAAUCCAAUACCCAGCCCAUCGCCAGCAUGAGCAAGCGCGAACUCAAGGCCUUUAUGUCCUCCAAACCCCCCUCUCAAACCGACCCAAGCCCCUCAACCUCCCAACCCCCCACCGACCCAGACGACGAAAACGACAAGUCCAUGCUCGCAAACGACCUGGCCCUUCAACGCCUCCUCUCCGAAUCCCACCUCCUCGCCCGGCACGCCGUCACCCCCUUCUCCAACCCGACCUCGGCGUCAAAGACCUUUUCCGAAGGCAAACUCCGCCAGCGCCAGACGGACCUGCGCACGCAGUCCCUCGCCGGCGCGCAGGGCGUCGCGGGCGUCAAGUCCAUCUUUGCGCAAGAAAAGAUGCCCAUGGCGUUCCGAAAGGGCAUCGCCGCCAACGCCGCCGCGCGGGAGGAGAAGCGCAGACGGACGGCGAGGGAGAAUGGUAUCGUGCUGGAGAGGGAGGCGCCCAAGAAGACGGCGGGGAAGCAGAGCGGCGGCGGCGGACGGUUUGGGCAGAGGGGCCUGGACGGGCUUGAUGUCGGGAGGAUGAGGGGCGCCGAGCUGAGGUUGAGUGAAAGGGAUGUUCAGAAUAUCGAGGGAGGUGGUGGUGGUGGUGGUGGUGGUGGUGGUGGAGGACGCGGUGGACGUGGAGGUCGUGGUGGAAGGGGCGGGAGAAGUGGUGGUGGUGGAAGGGGCUCGCGGAGGUAG
Colletotrichum orchidophilum is the source of this 1296-nucleotide messenger RNA. RefSeq lists its product as uncharacterized. Lineage: Eukaryota; Fungi; Ascomycota; Sordariomycetes; Glomerellales; Glomerellaceae. The coding region runs from base 1 to 1296 and encodes 431 amino acids. Gene Ontology annotation, cellular component: nucleolus. Gene Ontology annotation, biological process: maturation of SSU-rRNA from tricistronic rRNA transcript (SSU-rRNA, 5.8S rRNA, LSU-rRNA). The transcript has 3 exons. The record is from RefSeq and is a predicted model, not a curated record.